Messenger RNA from Scomber japonicus (chub mackerel), 2314 nucleotides. RefSeq names its product GTPase IMAP family member 8-like. Gene Ontology annotation, molecular function: GTP binding. The transcript is spliced from 5 exons. The record is from RefSeq and is a predicted model, not a curated record. NCBI's taxonomy places the organism in Eukaryota, Metazoa, Chordata, Actinopteri, Scombriformes, Scombridae. The coding region runs from base 215 to 2314 and encodes 699 amino acids.
CUGGUCUUCAGUUGAGCUUCUUCUGUUUCUGGCACAGUGACAGACAGGAUGGCAGCUGCUGCAAUGUCUGCAAACAUAUGUGUAGCCAGAGUUGAGGCAAGUCUAUCAUCAGAGGCUUCAGACAGACGGAUACACCUGGCCUGAUAUGAAACUUCUGACUUCAGUAGAACUCAGUAACAAGUGUUGAAGCCUAGCAGUUGGUCUCCAACUUAGUAUGAGUGGUAUUAUGGCGACUGCAACACCUGUGAGCGAUUAUGAAAAACUCAUAAAGCGCAGCAGCAGCUUUCAACUCCUGCCACCUACCAUGUCUGAGCAGAGUGUUGUUCUGUUGGGGAACAGCUGGUCUGAGAGGAGUUCAGUGGGGAACUUCAUACUGGGAAAGACUCAGUUCAACACUGACAAAGAACCAGACUGCUGUCUGACAGUCAGAGGACAGUUGAAGGAGAAAGACAUAAUUCUCAUCAACACCCCAGAUCUGCUGCUUCGAAAUAUCUCUGAAGACAAACUGAGAGAACAUGUACAAAACUGUGUGAGACUCUCUGAUCCUGGACCUCAUGUGUUCCUGCUGGUUCUACAGCCUGAAGACUUCACUGAGCAACACAAAUUGAGACUGUGCAGAGUUCUUCAACUCUUCAGUGAUCGAUCAUUUGAUCAUUCACUGAUACUGAUAUCAACACCCAGAGAGGAGAGUUCAGGUUUCUCAGAAAACUACAUGAACUAUCCACCCUUAAAAGAGAUGAUCAGAAUGUGCCGAUACAGAUACUUGAAGCAGAAGGAACUUGAACUUCCAGAGCUGUUAACACGUUUGGAUCAAAUUGUAAAAGAGAACAAUGGAGAUCAUCUGAGCUGUGAUGAUGAAGAUGCUGGUUUAACCAUGACACCAAAGUCUGAACACAUCAAACCAGCUUUAAACCUGGUUCUGUGUGGGAGGAGAGGAGCAGGGAAGACUUCAGCAGCCAAGGCCAUUUUAGGUCAGACAGAGCUUCAUUCAGUCUCCAGCUCAUCAGAGUGUGUUAAACAUCAGGGAGAGGUGUGUGGACAUCGGAUUUCUCUGGUGGAGCUGCCUGCCUUGUAUGGAAAAUCUCAGGAGGCAGUAAUGGAGGAAUCAUUCAGGUGUAUCUCCCUCUGUGAUCCAGAGGGUGUCCAUGCCUUCAUCUUGGUCCUACCUGUGGGUCCCCUCACUGAUGAAGACAAGAAAGAGUUAAAGACCAUCCAGAACACAUUCAGCUCUCGAGUAGAUGGCUUCACCAUGAUUCUGUUCACUGUGGAGUCAGAUCCUACAGCUCCAGCUGUUGAUGACUUUAUAAAAAAGAACAGAGACAUCCAGGAGCUCUGUCAGAGCUGUGGAGGAAGAUAUGUUGUUCUCAACAUCAAGAACAAGCAGCAGAUCUCUGAGGUGUUUGAUACUGUGGAGAAGAUGAGAGAUGAAGGAUCCAGAUGCUUCACAAAGGAGAAGGUUACAAGACAUAAAGCUGAACCGCAGAAUGCGCCAAAUGAUGAUGAAAAUCAGAGCAGAGAGAGUCUCAGGAUGGUGGUGAUUGGAAAGACUGGAAGUGGGAAGAGUGCAACUGGAAACACCAUUUUGGGAAAAAAGCAUUUUAAACCCAGAAUAGGUCCAAAGCCAGCGACCAAGUCUUGCGAGAAGGCAACCGGAGAAGUAGAUGGACGUCUCGUCACUGUGGUCACCACCCCUGGCUUGUUUGAUACGACUCUCUCUGAUGAUGAAGUUCAACAGGAGUUUCGACAAUGCAUCAGCCUGUUGGCUCCUGGACCUCAUGUGUUCCUAUUGGUGCUGCAGAUCGGGAACUUUACUGAAAAAGAAAAAGGCUCUGUAGAGCUGAUCAGGAGGGUUUUUGGUGAGAAGUCUAGAGAUUUCACCAUAAUUGUCUUCACCAGGGGAGAAGAACUGGUCGAUCAGUCAUUUGAGAGUUACAUUGAAGACUGUAAUGACUUUGUCAAACAACUAAUAAAAGAGUGUGGCGGUAGAUACCAGGUCUUCAACAACAAAGAUCACACAAACCGUACACAAGUCAGAGAGCUGCUGACUAAGAUUGAGAACAUGCUGAAACAAAAUGGCUGCAGCUGCUACAACACUGAGAUGUUCCAACUGGCAAAAGAAGCAAUUCAGAGAGAAGUGCAGAUCAGUGAAAGAAAAUUUGAAGAUCUGCAGGCAAAAAUAUCUGAAUUGGAGAGAUCUAAACAACAAGGCGAAGAAAGUAAUGUGAAAAUGGAGGAGCAAAUAAACAGACUGAGAGAAGAACUGGAAGAUGUGAAGAAAAAACGUUUUAACAAAAACAAAUGCAACAUCUUGUGA